GCACGACGUCUUUGGGCUUCUUGUGCACUCUGCUGGUCCUCCGAGUCCGUACUGAGGUAUCGGCGCCCGUGCUGUGCGGUCCAUCGGAAAGAUGUCAAAGGAAGAGGCUGGCGGCGCGGGCGCAAGACCACUCGGCGUAGACGGUAGAAGGUCGUGCGGAAGGUUCUCGCGUGUGGACUUCGUCCGGAGUCGGGAGUUGCUGGCUUCUCGUCCUCCGCGAGCGCAUGUGAUCCCGAGACACAGAAUCCUGCCAUUUAGAGUGAACCCAAGGAUCUCUGCUGACUGGCCGCCACAAUCUGAACGUCGGUCCAAGUCCGUUCUGUAGGUGGUGAGUGUAACUCGAUAGUGGGCAGCGUGAUAAGCCGGGUUGACGUCUACCUCCAGACUGUUUGUGCACCAUCGCUCUAGCGGAGCAUGCAGGGAUUCACGAUGAAGCGCAACCUGGAGGCCCUGACUAUCUGGGCAGCGUGCACCUUACUCGCAGCGAGCCUCUUCGGAAAGUUAACAUACUUACACUGGGCGAAGCGCAUACCGUCCAACGUCGAGCCCGCUGUCGCACGCGAAGAACUCACGUCCGCACUGUGGGACGUCGAGCGGGGGCCCGUGCACCUCCAGUUCGACCACUACUACCUGCGCUACGGCCUGGACGCGGAGCAGCAGUGGGCCGCGCUCGUGCCGCACGACGGGCUCGUCUACGUCGGGGACGGACCCAACUCGGAACCGUACAUGCCCUCGAUGUUCCACCAGCUGCGCUGCCUGGACGUCCUCCGCGCGCAGUACCUCCUCCCGCUCGAGGAGCGCGACAUGGAGCGUGCGCAGCACUGCAUAAACUACAUCCGGCAGAUGGUGCUGUGCCGCGGGGACAUGCACCUCGAGACGUUCCUGGCGGAUCGUUGGAGCCCCGAGAAUGUUGAUAGGAGAGGAACGUAUCGGUGUCGCGAUUUCCGCGCGGUGUACGAUGCGGUUGAGAAGAAUCAGCAAGAGCACAGGCAUUGGGUGGUCAACAAGAAUACGACAGCUUAGUAACGAAAUGCGAUUCCUUUCAAUGGCUACUGGAAUGUAUAUCAUACUAUC
Molecule: messenger RNA, 1074 nt
Organism: Rhodofomes roseus
Lineage: Eukaryota; Fungi; Basidiomycota; Agaricomycetes; Polyporales; Fomitopsidaceae
Exons: 2
Coding region: 415-1023 (202 amino acids)
Biological process (GO): mycotoxin biosynthetic process
Source: RefSeq, a predicted model, not a curated record